Molecule: messenger RNA, 4981 nt
Organism: Pantherophis guttatus
Lineage: Eukaryota; Metazoa; Chordata; Lepidosauria; Squamata; Colubridae
Gene: HEATR6
Product: HEAT repeat containing 6
Source: RefSeq, a predicted model, not a curated record
CCAGCAACCGACAGACGAGCUGGAAAAAAUGGCGGCGGAGGCCUGCAUGGCUGGAGGAGACUCAGCGGCGGCAACAGCCGCAGCAGAACCGAACCCGGCCUGGACCGAAUCCGGCCUCUGCUUGCAACGCUACCUGGCGCGGCUCAAGGCUCUGCAGCUCGACCCCGAUCCCAGUCAGGCCCCGGGAGGGGAGAACGUCGCCCGCCGCCGUCCCGAGCUCCACCUGCUCUUCGACGAGCUCAUGUCCGAGACCUGCGGCCCGGGGGGAGCGGCGCCUUGGGGGCCGAGGCCGGAGGACAUUUGUGAACUAAUUGUCCAAGCUUGUAAACUAGUCCAGCUUAAUCAAGAACAUCUUGUCAAUAAAGUGUGCCAAUUAAUUCACCAGCUGCUCAACAGAUUCCAGGUUGCACUUGAUGAAGAGAGUCUGAAUUAUCUGAUGCCUUAUUUCAUCUCUGCUCUGAGAAAAUGCAGCACUUGGACACAUGUUGAAAUUCUGCAAGCCUUGGCAGCCUCUGUCUACAGCAAUGGACACAAGUGCCAAAAGUAUCUCCCAGAUUUGCUGGGGGAAAAUGGACUUCUGAGGCAGUUCAGCAGCCCAGCUGAAACUGAUGCUGAACGGAAAAGGGCCGCGAUACACAGCAUGGCAAACCUGUGCCUCAGCCUACCUGGACAACCCUACCUGGAGGAAUCUUACAGAGAGCUCUGCUUUCAGGCUUUCUUGAGCCUCUUACAGUCUUCCAAAGAGACUGAAGUAGAUGACAUCACCUUUUGCAUGCUGUUACAAAAUGCUUUGAAGGGAAUCCAGUCGCUCUUAAACGGAGGAAAGAUGAGGCUGACCCAGACUGAUCUCCUUGGUUCCCUCCUGGCUGUGUUAAAGAAAUGCAUGUUUCAUGGACUCCCUGGAAUUAACAUAGAAAUGCCCAGCAUCUUAUAUCCAGCACUCCUUCCUCAGUACGACAGCCGGUCACCCAUCGAGCACGAGAAGUUGGAGCAGAACAGUGUUAAACUGAGCGGGAACAGGAGGAAGAAACCUAAAGGCAAACCGAAGAAAGGGAAGCCGGAAGAAGCAGCAGGUGCCGCAAAAGAGCAACCAGUGUGUGCCGAAGGAAGCAGAGUAGAGAAACCCUCAUUAAAGGAUGAGUUCUCGCAAGAUCGGGACUCUAAGAUGACAAACUGGGCAUUCAGUGAUAAAUACCCUUCCCUUGCGAAAGAGCGUUUACCUUCCCACGCUUUCAGCUGGAAGAGAAUCAGCAGCAGUGACUCAGAAUAUUCUGAUGCGGAAGGUGGAAUGCAGAGCAAAACAAGGUCUUUCCAAGCUAAAGUUCGCCAAGGGGCUUUAACCUGCUUCCUUUCCGCUGUGAAAUCCAUAGAGAAGAAAGUCCUCUAUGGUUACUGGUCAGCAUUUAUUCCUGAUGAACCUGGAAUAGGAAGCCCACAGACAGUGUCUUUGAUGACAAUUGCUUUAAAGGAUCCUUCCCCUAAGACCCGGGCCUGUGCUUUUCAAGUUCUCUCCUCCAUUUUGGAAGGUUCCAAGCAAUUCCUGUCCAUUGCCGAAGAUGCCAUUGAUCACAAAAGAGCAUUCACACCCUUCUCGGUGAGCAUUGCGUCCAGCAUCCGAGAACUUCACCGGUGUAUGCUGUUGGCUUUGGUGGCCGAAUCUUCGUCCCAAACCCUCACCCAGAUAAUCAAGUGCCUUGCCAAUCUGGUGUCAAAUGUACCGUACAACCGUUUGAAGCCUGGUCUGCUAUCAAGAGUAUGGAACCAGAUAAAGCCAUACAUUAAACAUAAAGAUGUUAAUGUUCGAGUCUCGAGUCUGACUUUACUGGGUUCCAUCGUAUCGGCUCAAGCCCCUUUGCCCGAGGUGCGUCUCCUUUUGCAGCAGCCCGUCUCUUUGGGGAUGAGCGAUGGCACACCCACCCUGCUGCUUCGUUCCGGUGCACCUGAAUGGCGUAGAGAACCUACUCUGGUCUCAGGAGAACCACUGCUUGCCCCGGAGAAGAUGCCAACUGAGCCCUGUUGGCUCCUGCGUCUCUGCAUCUCUCUUGCUGUGUUGCCCCGAGAAGAUUGCUAUUCGGAUAGUGACACCAGCUGUCUGUCAACGGUUAGCGCCUAUGAGCCCUCGCCAGUUCGCCUGGAGGCAUUGCAGGUUUUAGCGCUGCUUGUGAAGGGCUAUUUUAUUCUUGCUCAAAGCUGCUUACUAGAACUUGGCGAAGUGGCUUGUAAAUGCAUGGAGGAAGCAGAUCCAUCACUUCAGCUCCAUGGGGCAAAACUUCUGGAUGAACUUGGAGUGGGUAUAAUACAACAGUACAAGCCAGACCUAGUUGCAGAUCAGCGGGUACCCAUUGACUUGGUUGUGACAUUCUGGACAAGGAUGCUGAAUGGACCUUUACCAGCUGCCCUCCAAAAUGCCGAGCACCCAACUCUCCAGACCAGUACAUGUGAUGCCCUCUCCUCUAUUUUGCCCGAAGCUUUUAGCCGUCUCCCUGAUGACAAGCAGAUCCUUUGCAUCACAGUCCUUCUGGGACUCAGCCACAGUGAGAAUCCUCUGGUGAAAGCCGCAGCUUCACGGGCGCUUGGAGUGUAUGUUGUCUUCCCGUGCCUUCAGCAGGAUGUGAUGUUUGUCGCUGACACAGCCAACACAAUUCUGAAUUCGCUCAGUGAUAAUUCUCCGAAUGUCCGUGCCAAAGCAGCUUGGUCUUUGGGAAAUCUGACAGACACUCUAAUCAUCAACAAGGAGCUAAUGGGACAAAGCUUCCAGGAUGAAUUCUCAGACGUGUUACUCCUGAAAAUGUUACGAUCAGCAACUGAGGCAUCGAAAGACAAGGAUAAGGUCAAGAGCAAUGCUGUCCGAGCCCUGGGAAACCUCCUUCAUUUUCUCCAGCCGUGCCACAUCGCCAGUCCCAGAUUCAGCCAACCCAUUGAGGAAGCCAUCCAGGCUCUGACUUCGACGGUGCAGAGUGAUGCCACGAUGAAAGUGCGUUGGAACGCCUGCUACGCCCUGGGAAAUGUCUUUAAAAACCCUGCCUUGCCAUUGGGAGAAGCCCUUUGGACUGGCAAAGCCUAUGAUGCUCUCACGUCGGCGGUCAAGUCCUGCAAGAAUUUUAAAGUCCGCAUCAAAUCAGCCGCCGCUCUCUCCGUGCCAUCUGAGAGGAGGCAUUAUGGGACUCCCAAGCAGUUCUCCCAGAUUUGGGAUGCGCUGGUGACCGCUUUGCAGCGGAGUGAGAAUGCCGAAGACUUCUUGGAGUUCAAAUACAGCGCUAGCCUCCGAAUGCAACUCUGCCACGCUCUGCUUCGUCUGCUGAGCCUGGCCGAGGAGACAGACCUACCGGACAUCAGAAGGAGUGUGAUCGAGCAGGGAGAAAUAAUUCGGGUUUAUAUGUUGCAGUAUAUGAAAUCAGGAGCUGAAGGUGAGGAAGCUGGAAUAGGAGAGACCAUUCCUGAAAGGGACAGAAUCCUGGAAAGGGCCAUUGAGCACGUGAGAAGGGUGGAGGAAGCCUCUGAAGGCUGCCCAGUGAAAAGGGGGAUGUUGGCUUACUUAGAGGACCUCUUGAAAACCCACAACUGUUCCACAGAAUUCACCAAAGCUUAAGCUGGCAAGAUAAAGAAGAAGCCAGGUGUUCUGAUCUAGGCUUCCUGAGACAGUAAGAAGCACACAAUUAGUCCCCAAACCCCUCCUUUUCUUUCAACGGCUGUGAAUUCUGUUCAUUCACAGCCCAUGAUGAGUCACAAAUAAUUUGUCAAGAGUCCGACAGACGUCUGCCACAGUCCUUUGGGAUAAGGCUGAUAAGCACCCACCUUUAUUUCCCUUGACACACUGCCAAAGACCUAAUUGGCAAUUAGCUUUGCAAGGCCACACGGAGCACAGAGUCAAAACGGAGCUUCAGAAUUUAAACUGACCAGCACAAAGAAAGUUGCUUCCUGCAAAGGCUCACGUGCCUUUGCUCCUCCUUUAUGUCUUAUGGGAGGGGCCAAUCAUCUCCAAGCCUUACUCCCAAGUUGCCUCUUUUGUCUUAAAUGUUCUUGCCCUCUGGCAACUCUGCGCAUACGCGCACUGGGAAUUGGCUCCCCCUGUUCCUCUGCCUCUCUGAUGUCCAAUUCUGGAGGCUCUGGAGUCAGCAUAUAACUCCCAGAUAGCCCUGGCCCCAUCUUUGCCUCCGACGCAGAGGCCUCAUCUAAGCCUUCUCCAGACUCCAGGACUGGCCCAUGUUCCUCCCCAGCCUCCUCACUAUCCGACUCUGCUGCCAGCUCCGGAGGCUGCCGGCGGAUCACAAAACCAGGCCAGGCCUGUGCUUAUUACGAACAUCUCAAAAAGAAGAUUAGAGAGGAAGACAACAAAGGGAUCAUCGUACCACUCAGCCACUGUCCUACCGAAGAAUUAAAAAGUCCUUUUCGGUGGCUCCUUUCUCCUUUCCUUUUUAAUCACAGGGACAGACUUCACAGAGCCCCUUUUAAUAUAUUGUAAACAUUUGCCUUACCAACUGCCUCAUUUCCGAAUAAUUCACCCAAAUAACAUUAGCGAACGGCAGCAAUUGGGGAAAGGAUAUGGUGGCUCAGUGGCUAAGACGCUAAGCUUGUCGAUCGAAAGGUCGGCAGUUCAGCGGUUCGAGUCCCUAGUGCCGCGUAACGGGGUGAGCUCCUGUGACUUGUCCCAGCUUCUGCCAACCUAGCAGUUCGAAAGCAGGUAAAAAAAUGCAAAUAGAAAAAUAGGGACCACCUUUGAUGGGAAGAUAACAGCGCUCCGUGCGCCUUUGGCAUUUAGUCAUGCCGGCCACAUGACCACGGAGACGUCUUUGGACAGCGCUGGCUCUUUGGCUUUGAAACGGAGAUGAGCACCACCCCCUAGAGUCGGGAAUGACUAGCACAUAUGUGCGAGGGGAACCUUUAAAAUGAAGAAAAAAAAUCAAGGAGCCCUAUAUUAACAUUCUCUAAAAAUAUCAUUUUAUUCCAAUGAAGAUUAAUAAAUUACUCGGUUCUAAACAUG